This is a messenger RNA of Cylas formicarius (sweet potato weevil), 926 nucleotides long. It is a transcript of the gene eIF4EHP, whose product is annotated as eukaryotic translation initiation factor 4E type 2. The record is from RefSeq and is a predicted model, not a curated record. The coding region runs from base 93 to 758 and encodes 221 amino acids. NCBI's taxonomy places the organism in Eukaryota, Metazoa, Arthropoda, Insecta, Coleoptera, Brentidae. Gene Ontology annotation, biological process: translational initiation. Gene Ontology annotation, cellular component: cytoplasm; eukaryotic translation initiation factor 4F complex. The transcript has 5 exons. Gene Ontology annotation, molecular function: translation initiation factor activity; RNA 7-methylguanosine cap binding.
GUCAAUUUGAAGAGAAGUGAUUUCAUUCUUCAAGAAUAUUGUAGAAUAUUAGAGAAAUAAAACUUAAGCUCGGGCUGUGAUAGAAGUAUUUUAUGGUAGUUAACUUAAGUAAUAAUUACAACAUGACCAACAAAUUUGAAACUCUAAAGUAUCACCAUGAAGAAUCGUCCGAUAAUGACGACGAUAUUGGCCCAAAUAUUACUGAUUUAGGCCCUAUUGAAUAUCCUGCCAGUGAGCAUAGGUUGCAGCAUCCAUAUUGCCUGUGGUUUUCAAAACGACCCUCUCAGAUACAGGGUUCACAAAAAUACGGACAAAAUCUUAGGCUUAUUGGACAAGUAGGGACUGUUGAGCAGUGGUGGGCCCUUUAUUCACACAUAGUUCGACUCCAUGAAAUACCAGCCCAUCGGGAUCUACACUUGUUUAAAAAAGGUAUCAAACCUAUGUGGGAAGAUGCGGCAAAUAAAAAAGGAGGGAAGUGGGUGAUCAGACUUAAAAAAGAGCAGGCGGGUAGAGCAUGGGAAAACCUGUGUAUGGCCAUGUUAGGGGAACAAUUUGUUGCGGGUAAUGAAAUUUGUGGAGUAGUUGUAUCAACUAGGUACCAGGAAUAUUUGUUAAGUGUGUGGAAUAAAACUGCAUCAGAUCAAGCCACAACGGCUCGGAUUCGGGAUGUAUUAAAACGACUCUUAAAUAUACCACCAACCGCUACAAUGGAAUAUAAGACACAUAAUGAUUGCCUCAAAUAUGGAUCUUUGUUAUAAAACAGAGGGACAUCAGUGCAAGUAACAACUUAUUGCACCAAUUUUCAGUGCCACAAAAUCUACCCCAAAUAAUAUGAUAAAAAGUUGACUCCACACAUCUUCAAAAGGGCAUGCAGACUCAUAAAGGUAAUACAAAUUCUUUGAUUGAAAAGAUUUUAACAAAAUAAA